AUGAGACUUCUUUACACCACCAUUCUUUCGCUUCCUUUUACCUUCGCUUCUCAAAUCAUCACACUUUCUUCACGUGCAGAUUCCGCCUCCAGCUGCACCGACACACAUAUUUUCCUCGCUAAAGGCAACAACGAACCGUAUCCUGGCCGACAAGGGAAACUGGUCAAUUCGAUAUGUUCUGGCCUAUCAAGUUGUGACUAUGAAGAUAUUCUCUUCUACAACCCUGUCGAGUCCGGAUACUGUGACUCGGUAAUUGAGGGAGCGGCCAAUGGUAUCGCGCAGAUAAUUGCUUAUAAUAAGAGAUGCCCUGGUGCUAGUCUGGUGAUUAGUGGAUAUUCUCAGGGUGCUCAUAUUGUGGGAGAUAUUCUUGGAGGAGGUGGUGGAACGUUUUUUCAGGGGUGUGUUCAAGGUGCUAUCGGGGGUUUGGAUGUCAAAUCUGCAGCAGGAAAGAAGAUCUCCGCCGUGUUGAUUUGGGGGUCGACCAGACAUACUGCUUCUCAGCCCUACAAUGUCUUCAGCGGUGCUGACGGCAAAGGACUCUUUCCUCGCCCAGAAUCCCAGCUCGCAGCAAUGGCUCAAUGGACUUCCGUACUGCACGACUACUGCGUCUCGACUGAUCCAAUCUGUGCUGGAGGUAAAGAUGGAGCUACGCAUCUUAAUUACUUCGAUCUGUACUCGGACGUGGCUGCUGAGUGGGCCAAGAGCCAGGUUGGAUCCGCUGCAGAACCGACCACUGUAGCUUCCAGCACAUCGGCGAGCACGAGUAGUGGAGUUGCCAGUUCGUCAAGUUCGAGUUUAGAUGCUACAAGUCUCACUGUGUCCGCAAUCCCAACGCCCACGAAAAGUGUGGAAGUGACUGUCAGCUCUGCUUCUGUCUCAUUGACUUCGACAGCUGACUCGGCGGCGUCAACUUCAGCAUCGACGUCUCCGACGUCCACGUCAUCGUCAGGUGGUGCGAUUCCGACAUCGUAUGGCCUCAAUCUGCUAGGAUUAGCUUUUGCAGGCUCCAUUGUUGCGCAUAUUUGA
Molecule: messenger RNA, 1026 nt
Organism: Cadophora gregata
Lineage: Eukaryota; Fungi; Ascomycota; Leotiomycetes; Helotiales; Ploettnerulaceae
Exons: 2
Coding region: 1-1026 (341 amino acids)
Molecular function (GO): hydrolase activity
Source: RefSeq, a predicted model, not a curated record